UAUCCCACCACCCAAAUAAAAACCAUCGCCUUCGACUUCUCCGUCGGUAGCUUGGUUGGUAUGAAUGAGCUGCUAGAGGAGGAGAUCAGAGGGCUGGACGUCGGCGUUUUGAUAAACAACGUUGGGGUGACGUACCCAAGUGCUAGAUUUUUGCAUGAGGUGGAUGAGCAAGUGUGGACGAAUGUGGUAAAGGUGAAUGUGGAGGGCACAACCAGAGUGACCAUGGCGGUUUUACGAGGAAUGGUUGAGAGGAAGAGAGGUGCCGUUGUCAAUAUUGGGUCUGGCGCAGGCAUUGUCGUGCCCUCACAUCCUCUCUUCACCGUCUACGCCGCUACCAAAGCUUAUGUGGACCAAUUGUCAAGAUCCCUCCACGUGGAAUACAAGCGUUAUGGCAUUGAUGUGCAGAGCCAGGUGCCAUUAUACGUAGCAACAAAGAUGGUGUCAAAGGUGGCAUCCAUCGAGGGGUCAUCUCUGUUCAUACCGACGCCGCAUGCGUAUGCCAAAGCAGCGAUUCGGCGUAUUGGGUAUGAGGCCCGCUGCACACCGUUUUGGGCUCACUCUCUUCAGUGGUGCUUGGGGAGCUUGGUCCCCGAGUCUCUUCUUGACGCUUGGCGCCUCUCUAUUGGCUUGAAAAGAAGGGCCAAGCUACACUAUGCAUAACUAGCUAGCUAGCUACUGCUACUAAUUUAUAAGUUGCUUCUAUAUAUAUAAAGA
Molecule: messenger RNA, 714 nt
Organism: Prunus avium (sweet cherry)
Lineage: Eukaryota; Viridiplantae; Streptophyta; Magnoliopsida; Rosales; Rosaceae
Product: very-long-chain 3-oxoacyl-CoA reductase-like protein At1g24470
Cellular component (GO): endoplasmic reticulum
Molecular function (GO): ketoreductase activity
Source: RefSeq, a predicted model, not a curated record